AUGCGCUCGUCAAUUGCAAGACGACCAGUGGCCUCGCCAUGCCUCCUUUGCAUGCUGCGGGCAACAGCGACGGCCGAACGAUCAAUACCUCGAACAGCGUCCCGGAGACGCUUCAAUCGCCGGGUCCACUCGAGUGCCAAUCGCCUGGCUGGUGAGAAUCUAGCAUCCAGGCCAGAGCCGGAAGAUGGAGGUCUGCAUGGUAUUCCGACAUCUCAGAAACCAUCUUCGUUUGCUGGCUUUGGAAGUAACCGAACGGCAUCAAUUGCUGCAUCUAAGUGGGGGAAGAAACCAACAAAACCGCUAGAAGAACCGGCACCUGCACCUGCACCUACAUCCGCUCCUGCACUGGCAUCUGUACCUCCUAAUCCUCCUGAACCACUGCAGGCCGAAAGAAAAAUCGGACAGCGGGAUCAAAUCGAUGGUCAUUAUCAUUUCCGACCUCCUACUCUACCCCAGGAACCUAUACAACAACCGAUUACCGUAGAACCCGUCAAUACCCAGGCAGAAUUAACUCCGGAGGUCGUAUCCCAGGAUACCCAAGCCCCCAGGAUCGAGUCCGUGGAAAUUCUGGAGGACGGUGUGAAUCUGCAAGUAGAAGCACAGAAUACGGAGUCGAUACACACCUCAGCAGAUCAAUUUGCCGUGGAAGUUACCGAAGCUUCUGUUAUUGAAAGUCAAGACGUACAAAAUACACCCUCUAUACCAGAUACUGAAGCUCUGACUGUGGAAUUUGUACCUCCUAUUGCUCAAGAAAUUUCAGCUACACCUACACAGAAGAUCCAUGGCAGUCAGGAGCUCCCAGUGACUGGUGCUGAAGCACCCACAGGCUUACAAGCUGAGUCUGAAGCUCUCGCUGGAACCUCCAUAGCGGAGCAACAAACUCAAACUAUCCCACUAGUUGAACCCGAGAUCGUCACCGUUGACUCGAAAGGCGCUGAAGCGAGCUUGGAUACAACAGCUCCCAUCAAUACUGCAGCUGAGUUACAGGAUAUCCAAGCGGCCCCAUUCUUGGAGACACAAGUUCCCAAAGUUUCUACAUCGGAGCCCCAGGCCACUGAGGAGCUAUCUUACAAUUCCACCCAAGCUCAUGAUUUGUCGACUCUACACGCAGAAACAGAUUUCACACCACCACCCCAGAAGCCAAUUAAGCCAGUCGAACCAACUCCUAUUCCUAGUACAGAGGCUGUUGCUCAAGUUCAAUCCAUUGCAUCAACAGCAAAUCCAAAACUUGUCGUCCAACAACCGUUGUCUUUCCUUGAUAAGCCUAUAAAUUCUCCAGAACCAGCCGCCGUCGCUCGAAAAUCCGCUCAUGGUUCGACGUCUAGUAUGAGUUGGGCACAAAGAGAACUAGCUGCAAUGCCGGCGCCUGCAACCUCCGGAAUUGGCAGAUGGGCUAGAGCAUCUGCAGAAGCCAAGGCUCCACAAGGACUAUCUUUCCAAUCGCCCGCGUCAGCAACCUCUCCCAUCGCACCGAAAGCCGGUAGCUGGGCAGCUGCAGCUGACAGUCAGGCUCGACAGAAUACAUCCGCUGAAGAUUUAAAAUUCCUUCGCAAGCAGCACGCACAAUCAUUGGCAACCUUCGAAAAGUCUGUAACCCCCCAGGAAUCGCUAACACGUAAUUCCGAAAUCAAAAGUAGAUGGCGAACGGCCGCGUCCGGUGUAGGGAAAUGGGGGAUCAGCACAAAGAAGAGCGUCUUUGCUGCUUCCGAUUCUAACGACAUUCUUGAUCAACUAAGUGGUAAAAGCACUACACCGGCUGCAUCUGGCGAUAGUUGGCAAAGGACAGGUGGACGGAGAACGUUUGGAGAAAGGGAUAAUUUUGGUGACGAUUUGCCUCAGCGAAGCUUCCAGGAAUUCAAAUCAGGCGGGAAUCGUUAUGGUUUGGGAAAUCUCGAAUUUGGAGAUACAAACCUGGUAGACGAGGCUCUCGCAGAGGCUGGAAUAACCGAUGAGGUAGUGGGAGGCGGAAAGAAAUCCAAGAAGGAGAGGCGACGAAGAGCGGAACUCGAGGCUAAAGCAGCACAAGAAGAAGCACAAGAUUGGAGUCGUCGAUCAUCAGCGAAAGAAAAGGAUAAAGCGAAACACAGUCGGCAGUGGGCAACUGAAGAUGAUCCAAUUGAAGAAGUUGAAAGUAAGGCCCAAAUGAAGGAACGGAAACGACUAGAGAGGGAGCAAAAGGCCAAGGAAAGGGCAGAGAUGGAGCAACAACUUCCACCGAUAUUGAUACCAGAGUUCGUUAGUGUUAACACACUCGCUCGUUUGUGCAAAGUUAAACUCGAACCUUUUACACGCAAAAUGGAGGAGUUGGGAUUUACAGAGACAAACCCAGAUCACGUCCUGAAUGCUGAGAUGGCUGGAUUAAUAUCCAUGGAAUACGGUUUUGAACCAAUUGUGGACAAGAGUCAUGAGCGUGAUCUGGUCGCUUUACCUGUCCCAGCGGAUAAGUCUGUGCUACCCCCACGCCCACCGGUCGUUACAAUCAUGGGCCACGUCGAUCACGGGAAAACUACAAUCUUGGACUGGUUACGAAAAUCAUCUAUUGUCGACCAGGAACACGGUGGUAUUACCCAGCAUAUCGGUGCCUUCUCGGUUAACAUGCCGUCUGGAAGAAACAUCACCUUCUUGGAUACACCUGGUCACGAGGCUUUCUUGAAGAUGAGAGAACGUGGAGCAAAUAUGACUGAUAUCGUCAUCUUGGUUGUUGCUGCCGAUGACAGUAUCAUGCCGCAAACGAUUGAGGCUAUCAAGCACGCGAAAGCAGCAGGUGUACCCAUUAUCGUUGCUAUCAACAAGUGCGAUAAAGAAGAUGCGGACUCGGAAAGAGUAAAGGCCGACCUUGCCCAGUACGACAUCCAGAUCGAAGAAGUUGGUGGAGAUACUCAGGUUGUGUGCGUAUCUGGAAAAACAGGAUUGGGAAUGGAGGAUCUUGAGGAAGCUGUAUUGCUACAGGCUGACGAUAUCGAUAUGCGGGCUGAUGCAACCGGACGUAUGGAAGGGUGGGUGGUGGAGACUUCGACCAAGGCUAAGGGACGUGUGGCAACCGUGCUGGUGAGGAGGGGUACGUUGAAGAAGGGAGAUGUGAUUGUAGCAGGUACAACAUGGGCGAGAGUGAGAAAUAUGAUCACGGACACUGGUGUGGAGCUCGAAGAGGCGCUUCCGGGUACACCUGUUGAGGUUGAUGGGUGGAGAGACCAACCAGACGCAGGUGAUGAAAUUCUGCAAGCAGUGACGGAGGACAAGGCGAAGUCUGUUGUCGAUUAUCGAUUAUUCAAGGAGGAGCGACUGCAGUUGGCAAAGGAUAUCGAAGCGAUCAACGAGGCGAGAAGGCUACAUCAUGAAAAGAAGGAACGAGAGGCACGUGUUAAAGCUCUACAAGAACAAGGCAUGGAUGCCGAAGAAGCAGCUGCUCAGGUCCCUGAGAUCAAACAAGACGAUAAAUUCAAGGUUCUUGAAGUCCCAUUCAUCAUCAAGGCAGAUGUGGCAGGAUCAGUUGAAGCAGUCGAAGCUCAAGUCCUCAGCGUUGCGAAUGAGGAAGCGCGAACAACAAUCAUCAGAACUGGUGUCGGCGCGCUUACAGAAUCCGACAUCAGAAUGGCAGAAAGCACAGGCGCUUGCUGUCUUUCAUUCAACGUUUCUAACGAUCCGGAUAUCAUGGCACUCGCACGUUUCUCUAACGUCAAGAUUAUUCAUCACACGGUCAUCUACGCGAUCUUGGACGACAUAAAGUCACUGAUGAGCGAGAAACUCAAACCUACUAUCGUCAAGACUGUGGUUGGUGAAGCAGAAAUUCUACAGGUCUUCCCAUAUAAUGUCAAGAAGAAGGUUAUGAGACCAUUUGCCGGAUGUAAGAUUUAUAGAGGAACAGUUACGAAGGGAUAUAAGGCGAAGAUUAUGAGGAAUGGUGAGACAGUAUAUGAUGGCACACUUGAGACUCUUAAGAACGUUAAGAAGGACGCCAAGGAGAUGACACAAGGUUCGGAGUGUGGUAUGGGAUUCUUGGACUUCGAUGAUUUCAAAGAAGGAGACAUCGUCCACUGCUACACCGAAGUUAAGAAGAAGAGGAUCUUCAACUAG
Messenger RNA from Orbilia oligospora ATCC 24927, 4074 nucleotides. RefSeq lists its product as uncharacterized. Lineage: Eukaryota; Fungi; Ascomycota; Orbiliomycetes; Orbiliales; Orbiliaceae. The transcript is spliced from 3 exons. Bases 1 to 4074 code for a protein of 1357 amino acids. Gene Ontology annotation, molecular function: GTPase activity; GTP binding; translation initiation factor activity. The record is from RefSeq and is a predicted model, not a curated record. Gene Ontology annotation, biological process: translational initiation.